Messenger RNA from Owenia fusiformis, 1175 nucleotides. NCBI's taxonomy places the organism in Eukaryota, Metazoa, Annelida, Polychaeta, Sabellida, Oweniidae. The record is from the annotation of a GenBank genome assembly.
CUUGACCCUCAAGGUGACCUUUGAUGAUUUGUGGAAGGAUUUUGUUUACAACUCUCUUUAUUCUAAGUUUAUUCGUUUCACCGACAAUGAUUACAAACAAGCUUCUUCGUGCAAUUAUAAUGGGGCCACCGGGGUCAGGAAAAGGCACAAUAUCCGAGAGAAUAGUGAAAGACUUUCCAAUGAAACACCUGUCAAGUGGAGAUCUUCUCAGAGCUCAGAUGGCCAAUCAAACAGCUGCUGGAAUUGCUGCUAAAAAAUUCAUUGAAGACGGCCAGCUUGUACCAGAUGAUGUUAUGGUUGAACUGAUUGGUAAUGAGCUAGGUGGUAUUGCAAGCCAAAGCUGGUUGUUAGAUGGAUUUCCUCGCACAGUGCCCCAGGCUGAGGCCUUGAUUGAGAAAGAACCCAUUGACACAGUUCUGCACCUAGAUGUGCCAUUUGAGAUCAUAAUAGAGCGAACCAUGAAAAGAAGAGUACAUCUAGGCAGUGGACGUGUCUACCAUUUAGAGUUUAACCCACCUAAAGUAGAGGGUAAAGAUGAUGUCACUGGGCAACCACUGAUACAGAGAGAUGAUGAUAAACCUGAGACAGUUAAGGCAAGAUUAGAGACCUACCAGAGACAAACACAACCUGUCUUAGAUUUCUUUAGUGAUAGAGGGGUGCUAUCAGUAUUUAAAGGCAGCUACUCUAAUGAAAUCUGGCCUAAGGUGCACAAAUUCCUAGCCACAAAGAUGAAGCCCCUACAAUACACCGACUAUGGUACUUCAAAGUGAUGCAUAGUUUUUCUUCAGGUGGUCUUCAUACUUAUUUUAAUGGUAUUGUCAUAUGCAACAAUAUCAUUUAACAUUAUAAUUUAUAGAAUUUUUUUAAUCAGUUGGUUGAUACGCUUCAGCAUUGGCAAGUAUGAGACAUUUACACUAAUCUUUGCAUUGCAUGGAAUACAAUCAUGAUGAUAAAAAUAUUUGGAAUAUGGGAUUGUGACAUAGGAGAAUUCUAUUAUACAACUACAUGUAAUUUUCCAAAUGCAAUAUUGGUUUUCAGAGGUAUCAUUUAAUACUUUUACAUGGGACAAUCACAAUGGUUUCCAAACAUAUUCAAUUUUUAAGAGAUUCUUUGAUUUUCUGCAAGAUGACAGAAUGGUAACAUAUCUGAUACAUAAUGAAAUUAGGGUAAAUCCC